AUGGGUUCAAAAUGGAUGGCUACAGCCAUGCUAACCUGGCUUCUUGCUGCAGAUUCAGUCCACGGUCUGCCUAGACCUGACGGUACUGCUGCUGAGAUCUUGGAGCUGUCUGCGACUCAGCCCGAAACUGCGUUUAAGACUCAGUAUCCGCCCAAGAACGAGAGACUAGCAAUCGCUCCUGAUCAUCCGAUCUAUCGAACGGCGUUGCAAAACCAGGGUCAUUCUUCGCAACCUCCUUUCCCGCAGUUUGCACCACCUCCGGACGAGGUGCCCGAUUUUGACGUUGACAGCUAUAUCAACGGUCUCGACAGCUUUUUGGAUUUCGACUCCGACUCGGUGCCUGUUGAGCAGCCUGAGGGUACGCCUGCUGUAUCUGCCAGACCGGCACAAACAGCACCACCGGUUGCGCCAGUUGCGCCCUCGGAGACAUCGAGCGCUGAUCCUGAGCCUGCGACUACUGCAGAGCCCGAGUCUACUUCUGCAGAGUCUGAGAUUACUACAGAGCCUGAGACUACGUCUGCAAAGCCUGCGACUACUACAGAGCCUGUCACUACGCCCGUUGAACCUGCCCAGCCGGUCACUACGCCGGUUGAGUCGCUCACGACGCCUGUGGAGUCGGCCACUACUUCUGUAAAACAGACUUCCUCUUCCGCAAGUGCAGGGGCUAUAGCAGAUCAGUCACACAGCAUGAAUAAUCAGGACAUCUUCAAGCCUGUUGCGACUAACGCUCCACCGGCGAACAUCGAGGUCCGCCAUGACCACCCGGUCCAGAACCAACACGCCAACACCACGGCUCCUAUCGAAACCAACAAGUACUAUGCAGGAUUAUUCCUUGGAUCGCAGACCAAUGCUAGUUUCACUCAGCCUUACUCCAUUGCCUGGUCUCGCGGGGCUGGAACUCUUAAGAGCUGGGGCAUGUCAGUCUCUCACCUCGAGGAGAAUGUGCUGGCCUUUGGCCCCAAGAACGAUAAGCUUCCCGGGGAGCCUGUUGAGUUCUACAUCAACCCUGUCGGACUUCAGCACAUCAUUCUGUCAGCAACCGAGCUCGAUGAGUCGAGCACCAUGAGCGUUGACGACCCCAAGGCAUUUUCUGCCCAUGCGGUCCUGAGGCGCUCUGGUGGAUCUGUCCAGGAGAUAAGGUUCCCUGUGGUCCAGGGUAUGGGCUACGUGACUGGUGUCUACACUGACCUUCAACCCGUCAUCGAGAGUGGUGUCUUCUUCCGCAAUGUCGUCAAUGCUGGGUCUCCUAAGCCUGGUAUUUACAAGUAUGUGGCAACUCUUGAAGAUGAGACCAACUGGAUUAUCUAUGCCGCACCCAAUGAUGGUAAAGAUCCUGAAAUGAAGCUCGUCUCAAAGACAGCUCUGCGUGGCCCACAUGGAUUUUCUGGCUCUAUCCAGGUUGCCAAGAACCCUGCUGGCAAGUCGGGUGAGAAGUUCUACGACAACUCUGCCGGUGUCUAUGCCAUUGCCGGCCAGGUCAGUGGCUCUGUGACUGGUGAUGUUGGCACUUACAGCAUGUCGUGGAUCAAGGCAGGAACCCACGCCAAUGCCUCUCCUCUGAUCAUGUUUGCCCUGCCUCACCACACUGACUCGUUCGACCGUAACACGGCUGGUCGCAAGACUGAUAUCCACCUGCGGACUACUACCAAGGGUAAUGCAACUGCCGUGAUUGGAGAGACCUGGACCUUGACUGAGCCCAAUCUCCCCAUCGACAUGGGCUUCGCACCAUGGACCACUACCAAGGGCAGCGUUCACACGUUCUCUUCAGCCGUCCAACACGCUAUCCUCCAGGUUGCCCCGACUGAAAUUAACCAGGACAUUAAAGAACAGAGCAAUCUGAACAGCAUGUACUACAGUGGCAAGGCUCUGAGCAAAUUUGCUAUCUUGAUAUACACUGUCAACCAGCUCGGUAACAAUGUCGGCAUGGGUGUCAAGGCCUUCCAUGAUCUGAAAGAGGCCUUUGCUCGCUUUACGAAAAACCAGCAGGAAUACCCGCUAGCCUACGACUCCGUCUGGAAGGGUGUCGUCUCCACUGCCGGUUACGAUGGUGACCUGAACCAGGAUUUCGGAAACACUGCUUACAAUGACCACCAUUUCCAUUACGGCUACUUCAUCCACGCGGCUGCCAUCAUCGGAGCCCUCGACUCGAAGUGGCUCGAUGAGAACAAAGACUAUGUGAAUAUGCUCGUCCGUGAUGCUGGAAAUUCCAUCGAGAACGACGCAUACUUCCCCUUCUCUCGUGGCUUUGACUGGUAUAACGGUCACUCCUGGGCUAAGGGUCUCUUCGAGUCAUUCGAUGGUAAGGAUCAAGAGUCCACUUCCGAGGAUACUAUGUUCGCCUAUGCCAUCAAGAUGUGGGGUCAGACUACUGGAGAUGCUAGUAUGGAAGCCCGAGGGAACAUGAUGCUAGGCAUUCUGCGUCGCUCCCUUGAUAGCUACUUCCUCAUGAAAGACAACAACAAGAAUCAGCCCGCGAACUUCAUUGGAAAUCGGGUUACUGGUAUUCUCUUUGAGAACAAGGUCGACCACACGACUUACUUCGGUAACAACCCUGAAUUCAUCCAAGGAAUUCACAUGCUACCUCUCCUUCCACACACUGCAUACACCCGCCAGAAAGACUUCGUGCGCCAGGAGUGGCAAUCCUUCUUCUCCGAUAAUGCCUCCACUCCCGCCGCUAAUGUCGAUGGAGGCUGGAGAGGCGUCCUAUAUGCCAACCUUGCCCUGGUCGACCCCGAAGCCGCGUGGAAAUUCUUCGCCGCCGACGACUUCGACUACAGCUUCAUCGACGGCGGUGCCACGAGAACAUGGUACAUGGCGUUCGCAGCAGGCCUUGGCGGAGGCUCUAUCAGCGGUGUUUGA
Penicillium atrosanguineum is the source of this 2859-nucleotide messenger RNA. RefSeq names its product glucan endo-1,3-beta-D-glucosidase. The transcript has 6 exons. The coding region runs from base 1 to 2859 and encodes 952 amino acids. The record is from RefSeq and is a predicted model, not a curated record. Lineage: Eukaryota; Fungi; Ascomycota; Eurotiomycetes; Eurotiales; Aspergillaceae. Gene Ontology annotation, molecular function: endo-1,3(4)-beta-glucanase activity; glucan endo-1,3-beta-D-glucosidase activity. Gene Ontology annotation, cellular component: cell surface.